This is a messenger RNA of Puma concolor (puma), 1920 nucleotides long. RefSeq names its product CTTNBP2 N-terminal like (gene CTTNBP2NL). Gene Ontology annotation, molecular function: protein phosphatase 2A binding. Lineage: Eukaryota; Metazoa; Chordata; Mammalia; Carnivora; Felidae. Gene Ontology annotation, cellular component: actin cytoskeleton. Gene Ontology annotation, biological process: protein dephosphorylation. The record is from RefSeq and is a predicted model, not a curated record.
AUGAAUCUGGAAAAACUCAGUAAGCCUGAACUCCUAACACUAUUCAGUAUUCUUGAAGGAGAGCUUGAAGCAAGGGACCUUGUGAUAGAGGCUUUAAAGGCCCAACACAGAGAUACUUUCAUUGAAGAACGCUAUGGAAAAUACAACAUCAGUGAUCCUUUAAUGGCCCUGCAGAGAGACUUUGAAACACUGAAGGAGAAAAAUGAUGGCGAGAAGCAGCCGGUCUGCACAAACCCACUCUCUGUUCUUAAGGUGGUGAUGAAGCAAUGCAAGAACAUGCAGGAACGCAUGCUGUCCCAGCUGGCCGCGGCCGAGAGCAGGCACCGGAAGGUGAUCCUAGACCUUGAGGAAGAAAGGCAGAGGCACGCACAGGACACAGCUGAAGGAGAUGAUGUCACCUACAUGCUGGAGAAGGAGAGAGAGCGGCUGACCCAGCAGCUGGAAUUUGAGAAGUCCCAAGUGAAAAAGUUUGAGAAGGAGCAGAAGAAGCUGUCCAGUCAGCUGGAAGAGGAGCGCUCCCGCCACAAGCAGCUCUCGUCCGUGCUGGUGCUCGAGUGCAAGAAAGCCACCAGCAAGGCAGCCGAGGAGGGGCAGAGGGCGGGAGAGCUGAGCCGGAAACUGGAGAAGGAGAAGAGCCGGGUGAGCCAGCUGGAGGAAGAGCUGGCCGCGGAGCGGAAGCGAGGCUUGCAGACAGAAGCCCAGGUGGAGAAGCAGCUGUCUGAAUUCGACAUCGAAAGAGAGCAGCUGAGGGCAAAACUGAACCGAGAAGAGAACCGGACCAGAACUCUAAAAGAAGAGAUGGAAAGUUUGAAGAAGAUCGUGAAGGAUCUGGAGGCUUCUCACCAGCAUAGUAGCCCUACUGAGCAAUCCAAGAAGCCGGUAACCGUAUCUAAGGGCACAGCGACUGAGUCUCCUGUGCUGGUGUCUGUAUUUUGCCAAACAGAAGGUUUCCAGGCAGAAAGAACCCACGGGAGCAACGUAGCCAAGGUGCUGACCACUGGGCUGCCUGGCCCCACCACUCCUACUUACUCUUAUGCAAAAACCAAUGGCCAUUUGGAGCCCGAGAUACAAACUGCCAAGGAGUCGGUUACAGGCAGCAGUGUGGAAAACCAAGUGCCUCCACGAGAGAGGUCUGUGGGGUUGGCCCAAGAGAAAGCAGUGGAGAAUGGCGGGUGUCCUGUGGGAAUUGAGACUCCUGUGCCAGCACCUGGUCACCUCCCGUCCAGCGGGGGCUCGCUGUCUCCCAGCAGCACCGCCUCCUCCUCUCUCACAUCCUCUCCUUGUUCCUCCCCGGUGCUAACUAAGCGCUUGUUGGGGUCCUCAGCCAGCAGCCCCGGCUACCAGUCAUCCUACCAAGUAGGGAUCAACCAGCGGUUCCAUGCAGCGCGGCAUAAAUUUCAGUCCCAAGCAGAUCAGGACCAACAGGCCAGUGGUCUGCAGAGCCCUCCAUCCAGGGACCUGUCUCCCACGCUCAUAGACAACUCUGCCGCCAAGCAGCAGGCCCGCAACACAGUCACUCAGGUGCUCUCCAGGUUCACUAGCCAGCAAGGGCCGAUCAAGCCCGUCUCCCCCAACAGCUCUCCCUUUGGCACAGACUAUCGGAAUCUGGCCAGCACUGCCACCUCGAGAGGGGACACCAGCCAUUCCCCUACUCCAGGGAAAGUGUCCAGUCCACUGAGCCCUCUGUCUCCAGGGAUCAAGUCCCCCACCAUCCCCAGAGCUGAGAGAGGACACCCGCCUCCCAUCCCACCCAAAAAACCGGGCCUCACUCCCUCUCCAUCCACUACCACUCCAUUGACCAAAACCCCUUCCCAGGCCUCCUCCUUGGCCGCCGCAGAAGACCUAGCCGGCAGCUGCUGUUCAAAUGCCAUUGUGGCUAACGGCAAGGACGUCGAGAUCCUUCUGCCUACCAGCAGCUAG